CGUCACUUCACUUCACUUCAUAUUCCCUGUGAUUUAAAAAAUCCCACAAUAUCCCUAACAGUUUUUCCUCCCUUUCCAUUUUCCAAGCUGUAGAAUGGCUUAUCACGUGCCUGUCAAAUGAUUAACAUGGGGAAACAUUUGGGUUAUGAUUAACUUUCAGUGCUGCCAAAGUUUCCCUGAUGGCAGACAUGUUCUUCAAAUGAGACUCAUCUUGCAUUUUCUUGCUCAAACUUAUGCUCUAGGGUUUUGCUCUGCCCUGAAAAUACCAGCCGGAAACCUGUUAAAUUAUAAUUUCUUACUGUGUUUCUAUACAUAAGCAUGUUGUGUGAUUCCCCUUGGCAGCACUCCACCGUCAUGGAAAGCACCGGCUCAGCACAUUGCAUUGCCCAAUAAAUGGUUAUGCGUCUAACCACAGUGACUGGUGGACAAGCACUGUAAGUGUAGGAGAGAGGAAGAAAGCCAGGGAAAGCCGAUACAUUCCUCAUACACCAGAAUACAAGUGCUUCCAUAAAUCCUAUUGAAUGUCAGCGGUGUAAUGAACUUCAUCAUUCUGAGCCUUAUCAUACUGCUGAACCUCACUACACACGAAUGACUGAUUCUUCAGGGUUAAGGGUAUACACUUGUGGUUUCCUACACAAAAGAAAUAUUGUGAGGACGCAGCCCACCGUCUUCAGUCAAUAUCCAGGCACUACUGAGAACCUGGCCUCAUCUGGAAAUUUAUGCUGCUUCCCAAACUCCUCUCAGGAAAUGACAUUUCCUACAAACACUUUACUGGAGAGGGGAGUGAUUAAGGGAGAGAGCGAAAGAGAGAGCCAGAGAAAAGAAAACGUGAGGAAGAGGGGUGUUUCUAACUGGGAACAGAGCUUACACUGUUCCGUGUUAUACACACACAGAAACACACACAGUGAGAAAGAGAAAAGAAGAUAAAAAGAGGAGAAAUAUCCCCCACACUUACUUUUUCUGGCUGUUUAGCUGGGUGUAUGGAGCAUUCUGGUCUGCAAAAUGAAACUCUCAUCUGUUGUGAUGGUUCUCCUGACUAGGGCUUUGAUUGGAGAGUUGACUGAGGCACUGAAUGUGACAGUGACCCCUGGACCAGUCACUAUGUGCCUGGAAGGAGAAAAUAUUACCGUGUCAUGCCUGGUCUCUCAAAAGAAGAGGAGCAGCAGCGUGCUGGUUCUGCGCUGGCUCUACUUCCCGAAGCCUGAGGAUGAGCGACUAGUGGUGAAGAUGAAUUUCAAGAAGGCUAAGUACUACGGGAACUACAGCCUAAGCUUUUCCCAGACCAAAUUUCACCUGUGGGAGGAGGUGGAAGGACAGAUAUACAGCCUGCUGAUCUUCAAUGUGUCCAGGGAAGACAGAGGCAACUAUAGCUGUAAAGUGCAAGAGAUACGCAAACACAGAAACAAGUGGAGGUCCUCGUCAAAUGGCACAGGGACCAUGGAGCUACGAGUGCACUAUGUAGGAGUCCCUGAGAACACUGAUAACAUCUGGCGCUGGUUUCAAGAUCUUUAUCUGUGUGCGGUGUUGAUCUGCUCUGUUGGUCUAAUUUCUACGGUGCUUUUCAUUGUGAAAAUUACAUGUCAAUACAUGCAGCAUAAACAAAGACGAAAAGCCAGAUUCUAUUUGGUGAAAUGCCCAGAGAGCAGCUCUGGGGAGACAGUGACCAGUUUUGCCAGCUCCUCUCCUGGAAUGCACAGGAAAGAGAAAAGACAUAAAUCACCACCCAAAGACCUCACUGCACAACCACCAGUGAUACCAGUGAAAGCUCCUGUUCCAAAUAAGCCACGCAGGACCAAACUUUUAAAAGUCCAACCUAGAAAAGCACACAUGCCGCGGGUGGCAGAUGACAGCCUGACAUACGCCGAGCUGGAGCUGGUCAAGCGAGUGCCCGAGGCUAAAAGAAGCAGCUCAGGAACUGCACAGCUGGAGACCAAUGCACACUGCACAGGAACUGUAUACGCCCAGAUCCUCUUUGUGGAAAAGCAAGUGUAAAUUCAGUUGAAACUGUUUUGUACCAGAAUUAUUUAUGAUAUAGCUUUCAGUAUUGUUUAUGUGAUUACCUGAUGGUGCAUUGUUUUUAGUAUAAAGGCACAAGUCCAAGCAUCUGGUGUUUGUACAUUCAUAAUGUUUUCUAAUUGGAUACAGUCACCAAUUGCCUGUGAGCACAUGAUUUAUAUAUUUUUCUGUUUUAAACAGAGAGGAAAUAUUGCUUUACUGUUGGAUUUAAUCCAAUUCACAUAUUUAAUUCUGAUUUUAUAAUUGUGUAAGAAAUGUAAUAAAAUAUGUAAUAUUUGUUACAAUC
Messenger RNA from Pangasianodon hypophthalmus (striped catfish), 2302 nucleotides. RefSeq names its product V-set and transmembrane domain containing 4a (gene vstm4a). The transcript is spliced from 8 exons. The record is from RefSeq and is a predicted model, not a curated record. NCBI's taxonomy places the organism in Eukaryota, Metazoa, Chordata, Actinopteri, Siluriformes, Pangasiidae. The coding region runs from base 1003 to 1992 and encodes 329 amino acids.